Messenger RNA from Vitis riparia (riverbank grape), 3080 nucleotides. RefSeq lists its product as uncharacterized. The record is from RefSeq and is a predicted model, not a curated record. NCBI's taxonomy places the organism in Eukaryota, Viridiplantae, Streptophyta, Magnoliopsida, Vitales, Vitaceae. Bases 418 to 2706 code for a protein of 762 amino acids. The transcript has a single exon.
CCUUCUCUCUCUAUCUAUCUCUCUCUCUCUCUCUCUUUUUUUUUUUUUUUUUCUCCUCGAGUCAUUCUCUAUGCUUCUUCAUCGUCUUCUUCUUCACAAACGCCUACUUCAGUUAGGCAAUUCCACAAACACCUAACACACCCUCUCUUUCCUCCUCCUCCACCACCCACACCUUUUCCGGCCAGAUCGCCGGCCUCCGCCAUGCACCUCUGGGGACUUCGCACCCCCAUCUUGCUGCAGGCGGCCUUUUCCUGCUGAAUGCCAGGGGAAAACCACCGGCGCCGCCAUGACGGUCAAGAUAAACCGCCAUCAUCGCACCCAACCUCAUAUCAACCUCAAUCUCUGGUUCUUCUCCUGAUUCUUCAUAACCAAGGCGAACCCAUUGUUGUGUCACUGUUUUGCCUUACUUGAGAGAACAUGGCCACUCCCAAUUCCACCCCCAUUGAUUCCUCUUCGGGUGACGAAGCUGCAGCCAAGGCCAUGCACAAGCGUUACGAAGGUUUGGUCACUGUUCGGACCAAGGCUAUCAAGGGCAAAGGAGCUUGGUACUGGGCUCAUCUUGAACCCAUUUUGGUGCCUAAUCCCGACACUGGUCUGCCCAAGGCGGUUAAGCUCAAGUGUUCUUUGUGUGAAGCCGUGUUUUCAGCGUCCAAUCCAUCGAGGACUGCUUCCGAGCAUCUGAAACGCGGCACUUGCCCCAAUUUCAGCUCCGCUUUGAGGCCCAUUUCGACGGUAUCGCCUUCUUUAGCUCUGCCUCCUUCGCAUAAUCAUAGAAAAAGGAGUGCCCAUAUGGGUGCUCCCUCUUCAUCGUACCAUGUUAGUUCGCUGGCUAUGGUUGAUUCUCCCCGCUUCUGCGGAGAAUUGGGGUACUCUUCGCCGCCACCGGUGCAAAACCCAGUUGGGAGUGGUGGGGAAAAGGUGUUAUCACACCAUCAGUUAGUGUUAUCCGGUGGGAAGGAGGAUUUAGGUGCAUUGGCAAUGUUGGAAGAUAGUGUGAAGAGGCUUAAGAGUCCUAAGGCUUCGCCGGGACCAGAAUUAAGCAAGGAACAGAUCAAUUCUGCGCUUGAAUUGCUUGCGGAUUGGUUCUAUGAGUCUUGUGGCUCAGUUUCAUUUUCGAGCCUCGAGCACCCAAAGUUCCAGGCUUUUCUUAACCAAGUCGGGUUGCCCUCUGUCUCUAGGAGGGAGUUUUCGGGGGCACGGCUUGAUACAAAGUUUGACGAGGCCAAGAUUGAGUCUGAAGCCAGAAUUAGAGAUGCCAUGUUUUUUCAAGUUGCUUCUGAUGGGUGGAACAGCAAGAAUUUUGGUUUUUCUUCAGGGGAAGAGAAUUUGGUUAAGUUUACAGUUAAUCUUCCGAAUGGGACUAGUGUGUUUCAGAAGGCGGUGUUCACUGGCGGAUCAGUGCCAUCUAAGCAUGCAGAGGAGAUAUUGUGGGAGACGAUCACUGGUAUAUGCGGGAGUGUUGUGCAGAGGUGUGUAGGGAUAGUUGCGGAUAAGUAUAAGGCCAAAGCAUUGAGGAAUUUGGAGAUUCAGAAUCAUUGGAUGGUUAAUCUCUCUUGCCAGCUUCAGGGGUUCAUUAGUUUAAUCAAGGAUUUUAGCAAAGAGCUUCCACUUUUCAGCAUUGUCACUGAAAAGUGCUUGAAGCUUGCGAAUUUUAUCAAUACUAAGUCUCAAGUUAGGCAUAGUUUCCACAAGUUCCAAUUACAGGAGCUUGAUCAUGUUGGGUUGCUUCGAGUUCCCCCUUCCAAAUGCGAUAACAUGAAGAAUUUUGUGCAUGUUUAUGCAAUGUUGGAGGAUAUAAUGAGCAACGCCCAGGUACUACAAUUGGUUGUGAUGGAUGAAUCAUAUAAGGUGAUAUGUGUAGAGGAUCCAGCUGCAAGGGAAGUAGCAGAUAUGAUUCAAGAUGUGCGGUUUUGGAAUGAGCUCGAUGCAGUUCAUUCGCUAGUAAAGCUUAUUAGAGAAAUGGCUCAAGAGAUUGAGGUUGAGAGACCUUUAGUUGGGCAAUGUCUUCCUCUUUGGGAGGAGCUGAGAACAAAAGUAAGGGAAUGGUGCGUGAAAUUCAACAUCGAUGAGGAGCCUGUUGAGAAGAUAGUUGAAAAGCGGUUCAGAAAAAACUACCAUCCGGCCUGGUCAGCUGCAUUUAUACUUGACCCCUUUUACUUGAUGAGGGAUACGAGUGGGAAAUACCUUCCACCAUUCAAGUGCUUGACACAUGAACAGGAGAAGGAUGUGGAUAAGCUCAUAACCCGUCUAGUUACAAGGGAGGAAGCUCAUAUUGCAUUGAUGGAACUUAUGAAAUGGAGGUCGGAAGGGCUAGACCCACUUUAUGCACAGGCUGUUCAGGUUAAACAGCAAGACCCUGUGACAGGAAAGAUGAAAAUUGCCAACCCUCAGAGCAGUAGACUUGUGUGGGAAACUUGUCUGAAAGAUUUUAAGUCAUUGGGAAAGGUUGCUGUGAGGCUCAUCUUCCUCCAUGCAACAGCGUGUGGGUUUAAGUGUAAUUGGUCUUUCAUGAGAUGGGUUUGUGUCCAUGGUCACUCCAGGGUGGGCCUAGACAGGGCUCAGAAGAUGAUAUUCAUUGCAGCUCAUGCUAAGCUUGAGAGACGGGAUUUCUCUAGUGAGGAAGAAAAGGAUGCAGAACUGUUUGCCAUGGCAAAUGGUGAGAGUGACAUGCUCAAUGAGGUCUUUGCUGAUGCACCCCCAGUGUAAUGUUUUUCUUUUUAACUCGUGUAGAAUUCUAAAAUUGUAGGAUUUAUUAAAUUCUUUCCUCUACUUUUUCCCUUUGUCGUUGUUGUUUACUUCUAAUAGAAGAUUUUGAAGGAGUAGGGUUGGGAGGGAAGGAUAAUGAGAGAGAAUUGAACAAUGUAUUGUUAGAACUUCAUAGCCUCAUGAUUCACAUGAAUCUUCAAUCUCCUGACCGACCAUUAUUUUGGGGUUUCUUGGGUUUGUAGAGAAGAAACUCUUUCUUGUUUAUAAAGAAAAAAAAAGUGGUCCAGGAACAGAACAGGAAGAAUGUUGUAACAUUUUGGUUAAUAGAGUAAUUUGUGAUAAAUAAUACUUAUAAGAACUUGUUUAAUUUUGUA